AUGAUAGCUUCUUUAGCGAAUUUGAUCUUCUCGACUGUUUGUUUGUUGUCUAAUUCAAUUUCUUAUGUGAUCUUCCACGUCGCGGCUUGUUCAUUCGUUCUAUUUGUUCAAACUUUCAAGAUUCCAGGAGAAGCCAUUCAGGCCUUGAUCAAGCUGGUAAGAGAUACAGCCGAGUCUUGUCUUCCCAAAUUGUGUAAAUUUGCUGUUGAUGUAAUCAGUGAAGUGUCUACGAUCUUGUUUGGUAUGGCCAAAGGACGAGUCAUGAGAUUAUCGGAUUCCAUCUCAAUGACGAUUGGUGAUGUGAGGGAGAAAGGAAUGCCAUGGUUUGACCUAUUUCUUAAGGAAUGGCCGAAAGUUUUUGAAGGGUUUAACGAAACGGUAUCGACCGUGGUUAGUGGUUUGUGGAAUAACUACAAGGCCGCUUUAUAUUAUGUCUACCAAAAGUUACUUCAUUAA
Microthlaspi erraticum is the source of this 456-nucleotide messenger RNA. NCBI's taxonomy places the organism in Eukaryota, Viridiplantae, Streptophyta, Magnoliopsida, Brassicales, Brassicaceae. The record is from the annotation of a GenBank genome assembly.